Molecule: messenger RNA, 4209 nt
Organism: Hemiscyllium ocellatum (epaulette shark)
Lineage: Eukaryota; Metazoa; Chordata; Chondrichthyes; Orectolobiformes; Hemiscylliidae
Gene: hps5
Product: HPS5 biogenesis of lysosomal organelles complex 2 subunit 2
Exons: 23
Coding region: 194-3772 (1192 amino acids)
Biological process (GO): developmental pigmentation
Cellular component (GO): cytoplasm
Molecular function (GO): protein binding
Source: RefSeq, a predicted model, not a curated record
UUUGGGGAAGUCCGCGGCGGGGGGGGCUGGACCUUUGGCCGGGUUCAGUGGUCGAUUGGAGUCGGGGCAGGUCAGCGCUCUGCACUCAGCACAGACAUGGAGAAUCUGUAAGACAGACUGUGAACAACAUUUCCGAAUCAUAUCUUCUGUCAGUUUUCUCGUUUCCAUCGAAACACAUUCACAUACCAUUGCAAUGUCAUUGCCAGUGCUCCCAGAGUCAUGCAGCCAUGUCCUCACAGAGUUGGACUCCCUGGAUCCCCUUUUAUCCGCUCUGCGGUUAGAUUCAAGCAGAUUGAAGUGUACGUGCUUGUCAGUGUCUCGGAAGUGGCUAGCUGUGGGAAGCUCAGCUGGUGGCCUGCAUCUAAUUCAAAAGGAUGGCUGGAAGCAAAGACUAAUGUUAACCCACAAGGAAGGAGCUCUUACUCAUGUUGCUUGCUGUCAGCACGAUGAAGACUAUGUUGCUGUGGCAACCAGCCAGGGACAUGUGAUUGUGUGGGAGCUGCAUCAUGAGCGGCGCGGGAAACCUGAGCGUAUUUAUGUGUCGUCAGAACACAAAGGCCGACAAGUCACAGCCCUCUGCUGGGAUACUACUGCUCUCCGUGUCUUUGUGGGAGACAAUCUAGGAAAGGUUUCUGGCCUGAAAGUCAACUCCUCCAAACAAGGAAAGGCUGCUGCAUUUGUGAUGUUUCCAGUUCAAGUGAUCACAAUAGUGGACUCAAGAGUGGUGCAACUUGACUAUCAGGAGGGUAGAUUGUUGGUCUCAUCUCUCACUCGUUGCUAUCUGUGUGACACUGACAAAGAGAAGUUCUGGAAAAUUGGGAACAAGGAGCGAGAUGGAGAAUUUGGAGCCUGUUUCUUACCAGGAUCAAAGAACGCUGGAUUCUCACAGCCACUGAUAUUCUGUGCACGGCCUGGUUCACGAAUGUGGGAGGUGAACUUUGAGGGAGAGGUGCUGAGCACACAUCAGUUCAAACAGUUAUUGGGAUCACCUUCACUUCCCAUUAUUUCUCACAGAUCAGAGUUACACUACAACAUGACUUCCAGUUCGCCACAAUCCAUCUCUUUUCCCAGGCUUGUGUGUUUGAGUGAGAAUUAUGUUUUGAGCUGGACAGACCGAGGGAUCUAUGUGUUUGUUCCACAGAGUGUUCAAGUCUUGCUCUGGAGUGAGCUGAAAGAUGUGCAGAAUAUUGCUGUUUACAAGAAUGAACUCUUCUGUCUCCAUGGUGAUGGGCGGGUAACUCACCUGUGUUUGUUGUCAGGAGAGCGAUGUGUAGAACGUCUGCUUCGGCGAGACAUGUGGACUCUCUCUGCACAAGUCUGUUGUCUCUUCCAACACUGCGUUACUGCAAGCAGGGCCCGUAAGCUGCUGCCUGUGGACAAACUGGAACACCUGAAGACACAACUGGAUACUGCCACACAAAGCCACUUUAUUGCCCGGUUGGAGGAGAUUUUGUUGAAGUUGGAACCCUUUGACUCAGCCUGCAGCAGCCGCCGGAGCAGCUUUUCUUCUCAUGAGAGUUUUAAUGUCCUAGAUUCAGGUAUUUAUCGUGUGAUUAGUCGUCGAGGCAGCCAAUCAGAUGAGGACUCUGGUUCAUUGCACAGCCAUCUAUCUGAGGAGGAGAGGCUGAGGGAAUUUACUUCAGUACAGGAGGAAGAGCAAGACAAUGUCUCCCAUUCAUCCUUGAAUAUUGAAGGUGAUCGGAGUGAGACACUGAUUCCAUUUCAUCUUCCAUUAUCACUCCGUUCCACAUCUUCACGAGUCUCUUUACAGGCAAUGAAGGAAAGUGUCUCCAGCUUUGUCAGGAAAACAAAAGAAACUAUCAGUACAUUUCAUCCCAACUCUGACUUUCGAUUCAAAUCAGACAUUAAAGAUAGUGAGCCACUCCAGGCACAAAUGGAGGACCUGGAGCGCAGCCUGAGCAUUGAUAACAAGCCUCAGGAGGAGGACCAACUGCAGGAGCUGAAACUGGCAACAGCAGAGGCUGUGAUUAAACUACAAAAUCCCCUGGUUUUGUUUGAAACUUCGCUUCUGAAGGAAACACUCCAAUGUUGGCUCCCUCAUUUGGAAAAAAUAUUUCGAUUUGAAGUAAAAAGUCAAACUCUAAAUGACUCCUCAGAGGUGGAGUCAACAGUAUUCAGUCAUCCAGAUUCAGCGAUAUUUACCUGUAGAGAGACGGAGAUGCCAGCAGUACUCGAUCACCAAGGAGAAGAAAACAAGUUAACAGCAAUUAGCCACCAAGAGAAUAAAGAGGAACCAGCAACAUUCCUUCAAAAAGAGGGGGAAGACUCAACACCAUUACGUUCUCAAGAAGAGGAGGAGCAACCAACAUCUCAUUCUAGCCAUGAAGAACCAGAGGUAUAUUCUGACUUGCUUCACCAUCAAGAGGAAAGAGAAGAGUCACUAAUGUUCAACAAUCAAGACCAGGAGGACAGAGCAAUCCUAAAACAUGGAAAAGGAGCAAUGGAGAAGGCAGUUGCACCCAAGGAUGCAGUGGUAGAUAAUGAUCCUUUUUCAUCUGAAUUAUCCAGUGUGCCCUUUGUCACAGCCCCUCCCUGCAACAUACCAGCAGAUCUCUUUAAGGACAUGACAGAACUGAGCACUUUAUGUUUUGAGUUAGGAAUAUUUGAAAGUAUGAAGAAGGAUAAAUCCACAACAAUGGAAUUGCCCGAAGAUGGCACUGCAACUCAGGCCUGUCUGUAUUUGCGAAAUUAUUUCUUUCUGUUAGACUUGAUGAGAGUGAAGCGCAGCAUCACAGCUCGUAACUGGUCCACUCCUUGGGUGUGGCAGACACUCAUCCUGGGUUUGCAAGAGAGAACACAGUUUCACUCCAUCUCCAAUACCAUUAAGGAUGGAGAUCUGCCAAAAGUGCUGAAGUUUCUCAGUGGUGAGAAGCAGUUACAGAGUCCUUUCCUAUUAGCACAUGCAGCCAGAAUGUAUGAGAAAUUUGGUGAAAUUGCACUGAGGUCCUUUGUCCAGUUCUAUCCUCACAUUCUCCCAUCUGACAUCAAGGAAUUAUGUCAGAUACAACCAGCUCACUUCUUAGCAUAUGUGGAUGACCUGCUUAAAUCCAAGCCGGAGGACCAAAGAUUGCAUCUGUUGGAGACCAUUCUUCAGCCUAAAACAAGGAAAUUAGAUUGGCUGCAACUCGCUGUCUCUCAUGAUGCGCCCCAAAGGAUUGAUACCACUGAUAUAGAUGGAAAUCCCAGGCCUCACUCCCAUCGUUUUACAUGGGGCUAUGCUCAGCUGAUCAGUUACUUCAUUCGGCUUCCAGGAGAUCUUGAGACAAAAAAGAAAAUGUUAGACAUCUGUAAAUCCUAUGGGUUCUGGCCUGCGUAUCUGUCACUUUGUCUGCAGUUAGGCCACAGAGUUGAAGCUUUCACUGUCAUUGUUUACCUGGAUGAUAUCAGUCUACUUGAUGAACAGAAUGGUCUGAUUCCUGAGACUCUGGAAGAGUGGAAAUUCAUUCUGGAGCUGGUUCGGAAUCAUCAACACAUCAAUCUCUGUCCUGCUCUGGAGAAUGGAGACGGUGUCAAUGGUGAUGCUGAUUGGUCAAAUAGUAUCACCCUAGAGAAUGUAGCUGUGCUCCUUGCAAAGGCAAUUGGCCCAGACCGAGCACACUCAGUCUUACAGGACUGUGGCCUGCACAGGAACAUGUCUGAGAGAUUCAGCAGAGUAUGUGACAUCCUAAGAAUUGCAGAGAAAAGGCAGAGGGCUCUUGUCCAGUCCAUGCUGGAGCGAUGUGAUCGUUUCCUGUUGUCUCAACAUGCAUAGAGGAGCCAAAAUAAAUGAUACUGUGGACGCGUUCAGCUACCUUCUUGAGAAAAACUGCCCUUUUUGUACAAACUUUGCUUCCUGCUCAUCUCCAAUGUGCAAUAAUCUACUGAUUCUGGUUUCCCAAUCCCAUUGCUAGUUUGGAAAUGCUAAUUUCCAAGAAAUUUGGCACAAUGGCUGGUUUACUCCUUGAUGCUUGCCUGUUAAAGGGACUUGUAACAAGACUAUUACAGUUUACCUGUGCCUUCUACUUAAUAACUAGCUGAGGACUAGACAAUCUGUUCAUUGGAUUGAACAUCUUGUCCUUGUGUGUCGGGUAUAUUGUAUGUUGGGACACCAGUUGCCGUGAGCGCUGACUAAUUGCAAAUAUCACAAGUAUGCUUUCUUCAUCUGAGGAGAGAAAAGGUGUCAGACUUUUGAAUAAACCUUAUAACCUA